AUGAGUGGCCGUAGCACAUGUUCUAAUUGUAGGCGGAAGAAGAUCCGCUGUGACGGACAAACGCCGGAAUGCGGACAAUGUAAACGACGACGCCAAGCCGGGCCUCAAUGUGAUUAUAAGCCACCCGAACCUCCUGCUAUCCAAGGAGAGCUGCUUCGUAAGGGUGAUGCUUGCGUCCCUUGCCGUCAGAAAAAGAAGAAAUGCAGCGGAGAGCAUCCAGCUUGUCAGACGUGCGUUGCUGCUGGAAAGAGCGACCAAUGCAGCUACUUCAAGACGCGGUUAAAACGGAAGGGCACUACUCCCGCCUCUCUCGAACGACGCCGCCGACAGGACACACAAGAACCUAGUUCAAGCACCUCUCGAUCGUCCGGAGAACCUGACGAGUUUUACCCCAGCCAGCCACCUUCGCCACCGAGCUCCGGCGAGUAUCUCUUCGAUUCGAGGGGCUAUGCGCAGUCGAGCAACUCUUCUUCGGAGGCCAAUUAUGACCCUAUCGAUACUGCUAUUGUAUUACCGGAUAACUCUUUAUUCAUAAGAGCAGACUCCCUCCUGGUCGAUCAGCCCAUCGCUCCUUCGGGUAUAGAGGACUUCUUUCUACCUUCAAACAGUUUCAACGGCACCAUUUAUGAGACCGCGUACGCUCCAUUACCGACGGUGUCGCUCGAUGCCGACUAUAUCCCCUCUUCCACUGCGCUCCCCGCAUAUUCUACCACUAUCGUGGGCGCGGAGCAGCCUUACGGCGAAUCUUUAGCCUCCUCGCCUGGUCCCUCCACGAUGACUUCUCUGAGUUAUCUGGCCCACCUACGAACUCUAUUUCUCAAACGAGGGAUAAAGAUGACCGUCCGAAUGACCCAGGACAAGUUGGACGCCAUAGCUCUCGGCGACGUAUCUGGUCAGGUCAUACAUCCCAUCUUCAUCCAACUCGCCCAUCUCUUAGGCUCUGUCUUCCAUCAUCACGGCGCCGAACAUCCAGACAAGCAACGCGAACUCGUCGAGCUUGCAUCCGUUCGGGAGAUCAUCCGCACACAGCAGGACAUCACGCUCACGCCGACGGCUGCUCUCCAAGCGCAGAACCUAGUAUCGUUCUACUACAUGUAUUCUAGAGACUUCGCUGGCGCGCAAUCGGCCAUACAGGAGUCGAAACAAACGAUAUCGCGGUUCAAUAUGCAUAUCACCAUCCCGGAGUCGGCGUUGAAUGAGUCUCGAUCCUCGUCGAGAGCAGGCGAAAGCGUUUAUGCCACACCCUUGACGGCGGCUGACGAGGAGGACGAGAAACGGUGUAUCCUGAUGCACAUGUGGUUCAGGGAUAAGGCUGCUGACCUCAUGUCGGGUUCCAAGUUCCUGGUCGCGGAGCAUCUAGACGAUGAGAUUGCGCUAUGGGCGGCGCUUGAGCCGUUUCCUGACCGUAGCAAUCCCAUCGUGAUGCGCGCUAUCAGCACCUGGUUCUUGCUCGAAAGUCGUGCGUUCAUGGCUCGGCUAGGUAGACGCCCUUCCGGCGGCCUAGAUCAACAAGAAUUUUCGCCAUUUUGUUACGAAACCUGCAUCGACCUCAUCCGUCGGAUACGCUCUCAAAUCAAUUAUGUCUCACACGAACUCAUGCGCUCCGAACUUGUCUUCGCGGAUCACCUGAACGCCGUCACGCUCAAAAGCACCAACAUCAUCGCGUUGACAGCGCUCAUGAACAUGUAUACGGUUUUGGUGCAUGGAGCGGGCCAUGUGGAGUCGAGACGAAAGUUGCUCAGCACAGCACUCGAGAUCAUUGCGAUCUCAGACACGUUCUUCGAUGAUGACUUCAAUUACUUGAACACACCAGUUUGGAUGUGCUGGAAUGUCGUUCGCGAGCUUCUGAUGCAAGAGCAGCUCCAAUUCACGAGUCUUAGUGUGGCGGGACUCGAAGAUGGUGUGGCCAGGUCACACCUUGGCGUUCACUUGGACGACAAUCUUCCAGCUCUGUUAACUAAUCUGCGUCGGUUUAUGCAGAAGCACGAGAAUACGUUCUGGUGUAUACCUAGAGCGAACUGAUAUACUAGAGGACAUAAUUUGCUAUUAUGUAUUUCAUAGUAACUAGACUGCAAGGACUCUAUCUCUACGCUUUUUUUCGAGGGUACUGCUAUUUCGUACUAUACUAUACUAUUUAUUGUACCAUUGGAAGAUGCUAUUGGAAUACCCUGGGAAUGAGCGUAUAGGUGUCUUACUUUUCUUGUGUGUGGAUGUGCGCCGAAUUGGGUUUCAGACCUAAGUUAUGGGGGUGCCACCUGGUGCCACCCUGAGC
This is a messenger RNA of Stereum hirsutum FP-91666 SS1, 2272 nucleotides long. RefSeq lists its product as uncharacterized. The record is from RefSeq and is a predicted model, not a curated record. Lineage: Eukaryota; Fungi; Basidiomycota; Agaricomycetes; Russulales; Stereaceae. Bases 1 to 2022 code for a protein of 673 amino acids. Gene Ontology annotation, molecular function: zinc ion binding; DNA-binding transcription factor activity, RNA polymerase II-specific. Gene Ontology annotation, cellular component: nucleus. Gene Ontology annotation, biological process: regulation of DNA-templated transcription. The transcript has 8 exons.